ACGACACAGUCGCGGCCGCCGCCAGGUGGAACGGCAGGUGGGCUCAGGUGCCAGCCUGGCCCGGGCCCGGUUGUUGACCGACGCUUCCGGUGAGCGACAGGAGCGACUCUCGAGGGCCUGGAGACCCGUGGGACGGGCUCUGGGGUAGGAGCCCAUCGCCCUGGCCGGGAGUGCCCCCCUAUAUCUAUUCCCCAUUCCCCUGGCGAACUGGGCGGUUGGCCAGCCCAUCCCUACACUCGGAACCAUGUUUGCAGACUUGGAUUAUGACAUCGAGGAGGAUAAACUCGGAAUCCCCACUGUGCCUGGGAAGGUGACCCUGCAGAAGGAUGCCCAGAACCUGAUUGGGAUCAGCAUCGGGGGUGGGGCACAGUACUGCCCCUGCCUCUACAUCGUCCAGGUAUUUGAUAACACGCCUGCAGCCCUAGAUGGCACCGUGGCCGCCGGCGACGAGAUCACUGGCGUCAAUGGCAGGUCAAUCAAAGGGAAGACCAAGGUGGAGGUGGCGAAGAUGAUUCAGGAGGUGAAGGGGGAGGUGACCAUCCACUACAACAAGCUGCAGGCCGACCCCAAGCAGGGCAUGUCCCUGGACAUCGUGCUGAAGAAGGUCAAGCACCGGCUGGUGGAGAACAUGAGUUCGGGGACAGCUGAUGCCCUGGGCCUGAGCCGGGCCAUCCUUUGCAAUGAUGGGCUCGUGAAGAGGCUGGAGGAGCUAGAGAGGACUGCAGAGCUGUACAGAGGGAUGACAGAACACACCAAGAACCUCCUGCGGGCUUUUUACGAGCUGUCCCAGACACACCGGGCCUUUGGGGACGUGUUCUCUGUGAUUGGGGUGCGGGAGCCCCAGCCAGCAGCCAGCGAGGCUUUUGUGAAGUUUGCCGACGCCCACCGAAGCAUUGAGAAGUUUGGCAUUCGGCUGCUGAAAACCAUCAAGCCGAUGCUGACAGACCUGAACACGUACCUCCACAAAGCCAUCCCCGACACGCGCCUCACCAUCAAGAAGUACCUGGACGUGAAGUUUGAGUACCUGUCAUACUGCCUGAAGGUGAAGGAGAUGGAUGACGAGGAAUACAGCUGCAUCGCCCUAGGGGAGCCCCUGUACCGAGUGAGCACCGGCAACUAUGAGUACCGUCUGAUCCUGCGCUGCCGCCAGGAGGCGCGCGCGCGCUUCUCCCAGAUGCGCAAGGAUGUGCUGGAGAAGAUGGAGCUGCUGGACCAGAAGCACGUCCAGGACAUCGUGUUCCAGCUGCAGCGCUUCGUGUCCACCAUGUCCAAGUACUAUAACGACUGCUACGCCGUGCUGCGCGACGCCGACGUCUUCCCCAUCGAGGUGGACCUGGCGCACACCUCGCUGGCCUACGGCCCCGACCAGGGCGAGCUCACUGAUGGCGAGGAUGAGGAGGACGAGGACACGGCCCAGGCCCCCCAGCAGCCCCGGGAGACACGCGGGGCCGCCGGGCCUCUGGACAAGGGCGGAAGCUGGUGUGACUCCUGAGCGCUCCAUGGGACGGGGCAGGGCAGUGGGAGGACCCCGCGGGAGCGGGGCAGCGGCUCACCGCAGGGCAGGGCAGGGCAGGGCGGCAUAAAGGCCUGCUGGCUCGGCUUGGGGCGCCUGCCUCCCUGCUCCUCUGUCCUCGCACAGCGAAUCCGGGCUCCUGCCCAGGACAAGCCCCAGGGCCUCAGCCUGGGCCCUGGACACCGGCCCUCACCCUUCCCACCUCCCCGGCCCGGCCUCAGGAAGGACAGGGCAGCGAGGAAGAGGGGCUGGGCCCGAGGUGCCGCUCCGUGUGCUCCGGCCUGCUGCGAGCGGGGCGGGUGGACGGCCAGGCUGGCCAGCCUCUCACGCACACCUCCAAGGCCUUUAUUUAUUUUGUUACUGGGCUCAGUCGCUUCUGGAGAGGGUUGGGCACCGGGCUUCAUUGAAUAAACUCAAACCCAGAUA
This is a messenger RNA of Dipodomys spectabilis (banner-tailed kangaroo rat), 1939 nucleotides long. It is a transcript of the gene Pick1, whose product is annotated as protein interacting with PRKCA 1. Gene Ontology annotation, molecular function: phospholipid binding; protein domain specific binding; protein kinase C binding. Gene Ontology annotation, biological process: intracellular protein transport; regulation of Arp2/3 complex-mediated actin nucleation; positive regulation of receptor internalization. NCBI's taxonomy places the organism in Eukaryota, Metazoa, Chordata, Mammalia, Rodentia, Heteromyidae. The record is from RefSeq and is a predicted model, not a curated record. Gene Ontology annotation, cellular component: trans-Golgi network membrane; postsynaptic density; postsynaptic early endosome. The transcript is spliced from 13 exons. Bases 245 to 1492 code for a protein of 415 amino acids.